Molecule: messenger RNA, 4182 nt
Organism: Periophthalmus magnuspinnatus
Lineage: Eukaryota; Metazoa; Chordata; Actinopteri; Gobiiformes; Gobiidae
Gene: slc2a3a
Product: solute carrier family 2 member 3a
Exons: 10
Coding region: 1-1611 (536 amino acids)
Biological process (GO): response to insulin; monosaccharide transmembrane transport
Cellular component (GO): basolateral plasma membrane; apical plasma membrane
Molecular function (GO): hexose transmembrane transporter activity
Source: RefSeq, a predicted model, not a curated record
AUGACCUUCUCUGGGCUCUCGCAGAAGCAGGUGACGGGGUACCUUCUUUUCUCUCUGGCCACAGCGGUGAUCGGCUCCCUGCAGUUUGGAUACAACACUGGAGUCAUCAAUGCUCCAGAGCAGAAGCUGCGUUCUUUCUUUAACUCCACGUGGAUGGAGCGAUACGGUGAGCCCAUCAGCCAGGGCAUGUGCACCAUCGUGUGGAGCGUCUCUGUGGCCAUCUUCAGCGUGGGUGGGAUGGUGGGCUCCUUCAGUGUGGGAGUCAUGGCCAACCGCUUUGGGAGGCGCAGGUCCAUGUUUCUGGUGAACGUCCUGGCCGUGAUCGGGGGCCUUCUCAUGGGCUUCUCCACCAUCUGCUCCUCCUAUGAGAUGGUGAUCGCUGGACGUCUGGUCAUUGGGCUGUUUUGUGGAUUCUUCACCGGACUCACACCUAUGUACGUGGGAGAGGUGUCACCCACCCCCCUCCGAGGAGCCUUUGGGACCUUGCACCAGCUCGGGGUGGUGGUGGGCAUCCUCAUUGCACAGAUUUUCGGUUUGGAGAGUUUGCUGGGAUCAGAGAAGCUGUGGCCUCUUCUUUUGGCUCUGACGGUGGUUCCAGCCGUGGUGCAGUGCAUCCUGCUCCCGUUCUGUCCUGAGAGCCCACGGUUUCUGCUAAUCAACCUCAAACAGGAGGAGCAGGCACGCAAGGCUCUGGUGCGUUUGCGUGGCACAGAGGAUGUGAGUAAAGACCUGCAGGAGAUGAAGGAGGAGAGUGCAAAGAUGGCUCUGGAGAAGAAGGUCACCAUCCCAGAGCUGUUCAGGUCUGCAGCCUACAGACAACCUCUGCUCAUCGCAGUGAUGCUGCAGCUGUCCCAGCAGCUGUCUGGGAUCAACGCUGUCUUCUAUUACUCCACUGGUAUUUUCGAAUCUGCCGGGGUGAAACAGCCAAUCUACGCCACAAUCGGAGCCGGAAUCGUCAAUGUCAUCUUCACCAUUGUCUCUUUGUUCCUGGUGGAGAAAGCAGGACGUCGCACUCUGCACCUCCUCGGUUUAGGAGGAAUGGCAGUCAGCGCUCUGCUCAUGACCAUCUCUCUGCUCCUGAAACACGUGUCAGUGAUGAGCUACAUUGCGAUCCUGGCUGUGAUGUUAUUCGUGGCCAUGUUUGAGUUGGGGCCUGGUCCUAUUCCCUGGUUCAUCGUGGCAGAGCUCUUCUCUCAGGGCCCUCGUCCCGCUGCUAUGGCUGUGGCCGGCUGCUGCAAUUGGACCGCCAACUUCCUGGUCGGCAUGAGCUUCCCCAAACUAGUGGAGCUGUGUGGCCCUUGGGUCUUCCUCAUCUUCACUGCCUUCCUCAUCCUCUUCUUCAUCUUCACAUUCAUCAAAGUCCCUGAGACCAAAGGAAAAACAUUUGAUGAAAUCGCCCGUGGUUUCAGCGGAGCUCCUCCCCCUACUUCUGAGUCCACCUCUGCCCCCGCAGAUGCACCAACAGAGGGCACCACCUCGCUCACCAUCGACGCCCCCUCCGCGGACAAAGAGAAAGUCCCAUUGGUCGACACUGCCAAAAAUCAAACUACUGCUUCCGAAACAACACCGCUAGACGAUAAGAGUAACGCUACAGUUCAAGAGAGCGUGUAGGAAGUUUAUGUUUUAAAGAUGUAGGUAUUUUUAAAGAAGGAACUACCAAAACAUGAAUGCAGCUUAAGUCAGCAGUUUGAAAAUUGUAGUCUGAGGUUCGAAAAGGGAGUUGAGAAUGGCAUUAACUUGACAAACAUAGGAAAUUACAGUAAGUUUGGUGGAUGGAUGAUGAUAAUUGUUUCCAAAAAGUUGCAAAAGACCAAAAAAGUUGAGAAAUAUUUCUUAAAAUCUGUAGAAAUGAAAGAAGAAUAUAAUGAAGAGAAUAAGAAUAUAAUUUCAUAAUUCUUUCAGACAGAGAAUAAUACUUAUAAAUGUAAAAUAUGUGGCAAAUUCUUCAUCAAAAAUCAAACCUUACUACAGAUUUUUGGAUACUUCAGAUCAAAAUAUCAUUCUAAUUUUUACACAAGAGCUAAACCGUGUUAGUAACAACAACCAUAUUUAAUUGAUAAUAAUAAUUAUAAUAAUAAAGUGUCCCAACAUUGGUCAUAAAUAACCUCUCCUCUUUCACAACAUAUUUCAAAAUAAGAAAAUAAGUCUAAGAUGACUCUGGGAAACACUGACUUAUUUUGAUAGACAGAACAGUGGCAGUUUAAAGCAUUUCCACACUAACUUAUACAACUGCUUCAGACUCUCCAUAUUUUAAACCCAAGCUUUUACUGCGCAGAACUAGAGAUUCAACUCAAACAUUCCUGAAGACUUUUAUUGUGAAAGGGUGAGACAGACUCAUGUGGAGCCACAGCAAAGAUACACAGUACUUUAUAUUAGAAAGUGCAUUGGUUUUUUGAGAAUAAUGAAAAAGUAUGUAUUCAGAUUCUAUUAAACAUAUGUAUUUAUUUAUUUAACUAUUUCCAGGCCUAAGAAUAAAGAAAAUUAUAAUGUCACUGCAGCAUUUCUGAAGCUAAAGAUUUAGGCCUCUAGAUUUUAGAUUAGUAAAAUAUAUUAAUAAUAGAGCAGUAUUUCAGAAAUGAUUUAUUUAGGAUCCACACAUUUAUUAGACAUUGUCACUACUGUCACUUUUUGUGCAAUAUAACAUUUGUAUCAUAUUUAUUUAUAUUGAGAAUUUCGUGUCAAAUACAGGACAAAUAAGGGACAUUUAAAGCCAAAGUUCCACAACACAACACAAGUAACAAUGGUUUUUGUGCAAUGAUGCAUUUUGUCCAGGUGGGGGCACUGCAAACGCUCAUAUGCAAUACCAGUUCAAAUAAAACAUAAUCUUAACAAAACGGAAGAAUUGUUUCAAAAAAUAUAUAUUUAAAGAGGUAAUUAUCGCUUAAAUCAAACAUUUCAAAGUAAAACUGACUAUUUAUUCUCAAACAAAACAACACACCGUUGACAUUAUAGGUAAAGGAGCACUAUGUCACUUUUUGGGGACGCUAUCUGCUUGUUACUCUGGAGAUAUUAUUGCUUUGACUGAACUGUUCCUCUGUAUGGCAUUAAACAUGUCUCUUCUCCACAAACCAGACCUGUAUGAUGCCAUUUUUGUUUCCAUGGAGACUGAUAAGGUUAAUGCCAUACUGUGGAACACUGUAGAAAAGUUACAUAGUACACCUUUAAAAAGAAAUAUAAUCAAAAUAUGUUUCAGUCUGUAUAAAUGGCAUUGUAUUUUACAGUUUGAGGCUCUCGUUUUAAAUACUUAAAAAUCAUGGCCUAUUACUAGUCCUACUACUAAGGACUAUUAUUCUGAAAUAUAUACAGGCACAAUUUAAUAUAACAAACUAUCUUCUUAUAUUGAUACUUUGCAGUGACAUCGCACUGGGGGUGUUCUACAUAUAUGUCUAUUGGCGGAUUUUUCAGCAGGUGACACAAAGCACACAUUAGCAAACACAGCCAAAAACUUUUAAGAUAGUCUGAAAACUCAAGAAAAAAUACCAAAGUGAUUUAAACAUUUUCAGGAUCCUGUGAUCAAUCCGAGCGUUGAUGGUCCUGUUUAGGAGGUUGACUAACUGAAAAGCUGUUGGCUAAUGCUAACUUGUGUCUGUAAUUUAAUGUGUGAGAUAUUACCAGCACAAAUCAGCUCACCUGUUGUAGUUUCAACUAAAUUGUGUUCAAAUAAAGCUCAGAUUAAAGUCUAACAGAGACUUAGACAGAGCAGUACCUACACUUAGCAUCACACCCCCAGGGAAUGUUGAUGACAUCAGCUGCAAAGUGUCAGUAUACUCCUGUUUAUGUGCAGGACAGCUAACCACUCUGCCACACUGCACAAUCAAAGCAGUGGUGAGUGGUAACCCGAGCAUAGUGCAAUGUGUUUAUCUACUUCAGAUGAUUUUAUUUCUGCUUUAAUUUGUCAAAACACUAGAAAAUAUAUAUUAAUAUUUUUUUACAUGAACUUUAGGUCAGAAACUGUAGGACAAAACUAACUAUAACAGACUACUGAUGCUACUCCUUUGUGUCAGCCCCAAGCCAUUUCAGGAGACAAAGUGCAAUGAUUCUACAGAGAAAUGUAUACUCGAAAGAAUAUUGAUACUUUGCAGUGACAUCACUCUGGGGGUGUUCUGCAUGUGUGUCUUUGGAGUAAUGGUCAGCAGUUACCAUGGUGACACAAUGCCAAAAAACACCAAAAAAGUUAAACUC